Heterobasidion irregulare TC 32-1 is the source of this 1914-nucleotide messenger RNA. RefSeq lists its product as uncharacterized. The record is from RefSeq and is a predicted model, not a curated record. NCBI's taxonomy places the organism in Eukaryota, Fungi, Basidiomycota, Agaricomycetes, Russulales, Bondarzewiaceae. Gene Ontology annotation, biological process: translational initiation. Bases 73 to 1839 code for a protein of 588 amino acids. The transcript is spliced from 8 exons. Gene Ontology annotation, molecular function: translation initiation factor activity; GTP binding; GTPase activity.
AUACCUACAACCGUCUCUGUUGGAAAUCUUGCAAGGCUUUUAGGAGUAUCCUUAAACACAUUGCACCGGAAGAUGCAUGAGGCCGGAAUGGGUGCAGAGGCUUCCUAUGAUCAUGUUUUGACCUCUGAGUACUCUGUGCUUCUUGCCCAGGAAUUCAAUAGAAAUCCGGUAAUCAAUGAUGCAGCUGCUUUCGACAUAUAUCCAUUACCUCCGCAUCCUAAUCCCUCUAGUCUCCCAUUAAAACCGCCCGUUGUUGCCGUCAUGGGCCACGUUGAUCAUGGUAAAACAACCCUAUUAGAUACACUCCGCUCGUCGUCUGUCGCAGCGGGUGAGGCGGGUGGAAUCACUCAGCAUAUCGGCGCAUUCUCCGUUCCAUUGCCAAACAGUGCCGGUGGUGACGGGCUGCGAGCAAUCACAUUCCUCGAUACCCCGGGGCAUGCCGCGUUUUCUGCUAUGCGGGCUCGUGGAGCUGGCGUAACAGAUAUUGUAGUCCUCGUAGUUGCAGCUGACGAUGGAGUCAUGCCUCAAACCAAGGAGGUCAUCGAACUUGCUCACAAGGAACAGGGCAAAGUGCAACUAGUUGUUGCAAUUAACAAGAUUGACAAACCAGGGAUCGACAUCAGCAAAGUUCACAAUGCACUACUGACCGAAGGUGUACAAUUAGAGGCCGUUGGGGGCGAUAUUCCAUCAGUCGAAGUAUCUGGCUUGACAGGAAAGGGCCUCGAUGAACUUUUAGAAACAAUAGCAACCGUCGCUGAAAUGCAAGACCUGCGGGCUGAGCGUGACUGCAAUGCCCAUGGGCAUAUCUUGGAGUCGAAAGUACAGAAGGGUCUGGGACCCACCGCGACAGUUUUACUAACGCGUGGUUGCUUGAAGGCUGGAUCCCACAUCAUCUGUGGCACAACUUUUGCAAGAGUACGCGCCAUGACAGACUCAUCUGGACAAGCAGUGAAAGAAGCCUAUCCCGGAAUGGCGGUCACUGUUGCAGGCUGGAAGGAGCUUCCUAACGCAGGUGACGAGGUUUUGCAGGGAACAGAGCAGGAUAUCAAGAAGGCUGUAGCAAAUCGGGAGCGGCAAGCCGAGCAGGAUGCUACCUUGAUCGACCUCGAGGCGAUCAACAGCCACCGUCGGCUAGAGCGCGAGCAGAAGGAAUUGGAGGCCGAGGCCGAAGCAUCAGGACAAGAGCUGACUGUUGAGUCAGACCCCGAGGGUCCUCAGGAGCUCCGACUUGUGAUCAAAGGCGACGUGAGUGGCAGUAUAGAGGCAGUUGCUGGUGCCGUGGAAGGCAUUGGGAACGACAAGGCUCGUGUGAAGAUCAUCUCUACUGGUGUUGGCGAGGUCAGUGAGUCGGACAUUCUCCGAGCUAAGGCUGCACAAGGCAUGGUCGUCGCUUUCUCUGUCCCCGUCCCAAGGGCCGCUGCCAAUGCUGCAAGCUCGAACAAUAUUCCGAUCUAUUCUUCAUCCAUUAUAUACGAAGUCGUGGAUGAGGUCCAGCGUCGCGUCAUUGAUCUACUCCCUUCAGUGACGGAACGGCGCGUCAAAGGCGAAGCCACCGUCCUCCAGUUGUUUGACAUACAAUUAUCUGGGAAGCGGACCAAGAAGAUUGCCGGUAGCCGUGUCACAAAUGGAAUUGUGGAUAAGACUAAGGGUGCACAGGUAGUGCGGAAUGGCGAGGUGGUGCAUGAUGGAAAUCUUGACACCUUCAGACACCUCAAGAAGGACAUCACACAGGCUGCGAAAGAUAUGGAGUGUGGUAUCAGUCUUGAUGGUUUCGACGAUCUUCGCGUGGGUGAUCUCAUACAAGUGUAUGACCUUGUUGAGUUACCGAAAACUCUAUAAUUUCGUAACUUAGCUAUGGUAGGCCUACGUGCCAAUUUAUUGCUCACUGGCGACCUGUGGUGGACACCGGUCAAA